AUGAUGAGCCCCAUUUCCUGUCUUGCUAGGUGCCCUUCUUCUCCCUUGCAUCCACUGUACAAUCCCCAUGUUAGCCAUCUCUCCAGACUCGGUCUUCUGGAAUCAGGACAUCUCACACAAGCAUGCAUAAAACUCCGUCCUCAUGUACCGGCACCAGGUGCUCUCCACCGUCUCCUCGCCAACAGCACGAUCACGCAGGUAUCUCAUGAAGGAUACAACGAUUAUGUCUCGCUCGGAGCCAAACCAUCCUUCAUCUUCAACGAGACGGGAUAUAUUGACGACGAGCGCCUUUUCUUCGAAAUCGAGGCUAACCUCGCUUCCGUGGAGCGUUUCAAUGAUGCGGAGACAAUGGAGAUCUGUGAGUUCUUUGGUUAA
This is a messenger RNA of Aspergillus novofumigatus IBT 16806, 375 nucleotides long. RefSeq lists its product as uncharacterized. The transcript has a single exon. The record is from RefSeq and is a predicted model, not a curated record. The coding region runs from base 1 to 375 and encodes 124 amino acids. NCBI's taxonomy places the organism in Eukaryota, Fungi, Ascomycota, Eurotiomycetes, Eurotiales, Aspergillaceae.